Molecule: messenger RNA, 966 nt
Organism: Paramecium tetraurelia
Lineage: Eukaryota; Ciliophora; Oligohymenophorea; Peniculida; Parameciidae
Exons: 1
Source: RefSeq, a predicted model, not a curated record
AUGAAGAGUUUAGGAAUAGAGAAGAUUUUUGAGUUAAAUUGGAUACACAAGCUCUAAAAGGCUGAUGUUGGUAUUAGUUGUAGAAAGGAAGAAUUGGUUAUUAUAAAAUAGAUAGAUAUUUCAUAUCAUUUUAAAAAAGAAUAAAGUAAAUAAGAAAUUCAACCUAAUAUUGAAAAAGAAAUUCAUAAUCAAAUUUUUUAAGAAGAAAAAGUCGAUAAUAAACAAGGGGAGAAAGAAGUUACAGAAACUAAAUAAUAAUUAAAUUAAGACUAAGAAGAAAUUAUCAAUUAAAAAAAAUAAGAUAUUCAAAAUGAAGAAACUGUCAAAUCAGAAGAAAAAUAAGAUUAGAAUCAUUAAUCAGAAUAAUUAAAAUAAUAAGAAUUAUAAGAACAAUAAAAUUAAUAAUAAUUAUUAAAGGAGCAACAAGAAUAGUAAGAAUUAAAAUUAUAAUAGUAAUAGGAAUAACAAUAAAAAUAAUAAUUAUUAUAAGAACAAUAAUAACAACAAUAGCAUUAAUAAUAACAAUAGCAAUAUUAAUAAUAAUAAUAACAACAACAAUAGCAAUAAUAAUAACAACAAUAAUAAUAAUAAUAACAACAACAAUAGCAAUAAUAAUAAUAAAAAGAAUAGGAAUAAUAAUAAUAACAACAAUAGCAAUAAUAAUAAUAACAACAAUAGCAAUAAUAAUAAUAACAACAAUAGCAAUAAUAAUAAUAACAACAAUAGCAAUAAUAAUACGAACAAUAGCAAUAAUAAUAAUAAUAAUAGCAAUAAUAAUAAUAUUAACAAUAGCAAUAACAAUAACAAUAACAAUAAUAAGAAUUAAAUUAAAAAGAAGAAGAAAAAUAGGAAUAACAAUUAAGUUCUAGUGAUUUUACUGAAAAUUAAAUUAUUGGAAAUAUGGUAACUUUUUAUUUGGAUUAAUUUAUUCAUAAUUUAGAAGAAGUCAAGAAUUAGUAAUAAUGA